AUGGGACUAAUUGUGGUUUGUGAACUUAACCAACGAUAUUGCAAUCAGCAUGGCCCGUGUCCUGGAGUGGUUCCUACAUAUUCACCUGAAAUGGGGGAUGAUCUGGCGUUUUAUACAAGGGUGACACUUGACCAUAUUAUGAAUGAGCUAUGCAAACAAUCAGAUUGUUUAAAGGUUAUUAAUAAGAACAGAAGUUCUGAAGACCCAGCAAUUAAUUCGCUUGAGGAAUAGAAAUGUAAUCAAGAGAUAAAACGUUUAAAUGAUCUUCUGAAAAAAAAAGAUGAGCAACUGGGAGUACUUAUUGAGGAAAAUGACUGCCUGUGCGAGGCUGCUGAAAUAAGCAAAAAUAAGUUAGAUGAUUUGGAUUAUCAAGUUCAGAAACUAGACGAAGAUACUAGACAUAUGGAACAAGGCAUUGUUGAAAGCAUUGGACUUAUUCAAGACAUCGGAGAUGUAUCGCAAGAAAACGAGUGGCUGAAAGGACAAAUAAGCCAACUGAAAGAUGGCGAGGCCCGUCAACUUAUUGAUGACCUUUCCAAACAAUUGAAAGAUUGCAGGGAAGAAUCACACUUAAUGAGGGAAAUAAAUGAGGCAUUGGGGAAGACUUUGCAGGAGGUAGGAAUAGAUCCUAAAGAAAUUGAAAACAAAAUAAAACUUUUACAAAGUUCAAAACAAGAACUCCUCAAUAAGGAUCUGCCUGGAAUGGAAACAUCUUUAAAACUUACAGAACCUUCUGGCUCAAUAAAAGAAUCAGAUACAGAUUUAGGAAAAACAGUUCUGCCGAGUUUCGGAUCUAGCGGCGUGGACGAAAUACAAAAGAAAGAAAUGACUGGACCAGAAACUAUUUCAUCUGAAAUGUAUACUGAUGGGCCAGGAAAAGGAACCGGAUUUGAUUCAGACCGCGCGGCUAAAAAUAGUCCUCUUCUAGUGUCACCAUCCGGUAGAGGGGAGGAAGAAUCAUCUGGUACAGUACAUCCUGUAGCACUCGAAGGUGAAAAGAUACAAGCUGCAGGGCCUGUAUCAAAACAAAGACCUAUUGAAGAACAGGGAAGAGGAGCUGGUGUAGAACUAGGGAAAGGAAUGGGCGCAGAUAGUGGUCUAUUUAAAGCAAAUGAUUUAAUUGAGAAAACAAAAAAUGUUGCAACUGAAGGGAAAGGAAGUGUAGAGAAUGAAAAAGAAACUGGUGCCAAACAGCAAAAUCAAAGUGCAGGACAAGGAGGCGUACCUACAUAUUCCGUCCCAGAGAAACAGCUAGUAUCUGGUGCUGUACCAGAAGGCGUGCUUGGCCCUGGAAUAAUUGGGGAAAUCAGUAAGGGAAAAGUGACCGGAACUGGUGAAGAAAAUAAGUCCGCAUCUGGUGCUGUACCAGAAGGCGUGCUUGGCCCUGGAAUAAUUGGGGAAAUCAGUAAGGGAAAAGUGACCGGAACUGGUGAAGAAAAUAAGUCCGCAUCUGGUUCAAGGAAUAGAGGAUCUAAGUUGGGACCUGCUGCUCCUGGUAAAGAAUCAGAAUCCGGAAAAAAUGUAAAGCAAGCUGCUCAAUCUAAUGGAGGAAGUAAUCCUGAGGGGGCAGGUCUAGGUGAAGGAAGAGAUAUAAACACUAGAGAUCAAGGUGACAAAAAAUAUGUAACUAAUGAAGCCAAGCCUUUAACGGUUCCUAAGUCAGGCUUAGGUCAAGCGGCAGGAGCUAGUGUAGCACAGGGAAUCGGACUACCUGUAGGUCAAGAAAUGACUGAUAAUCCCAAACAAGGGGAUAUUCCUGGGACAAAACUGGGACCAAAGUCUAGGGAAGCGCAGGGACCAAUAAAAGCUACUGACCAGGGAGUAAUAUUAGGUCCCGGAGCAGUAAAGGAAGGCGUUGCGAAAUCUCGAGCCGAAUUAACUUUACCUGGAGACCAUACUGGAGGAAGUCGGCCCAUUCAACCAAAGGCGGUGAGAGGUGUAGGACUAUCAGGUCAGCAGGAAAGGUUCGAGAAAGGGACGAAAGAAGACACUGUUAGAGGAUCUAAAUUUGGGAACAAAAAUUAUAAAAAUAUAGUUGAUAAGAGUUUGACAAGUGACUCGGCUUCUAGCGCUCGGAUCAGCCAUGGCAGUAGUGUGCUUUUAAAAAUUGGGAUAAAAAACAAAAUGGGGAAACGGAUUUCAUCGCGAUGCAGAGAUGGUGGUCAAUUCGAUGCUUUUGUAAGGCACACUGUGCAAUCAUUGUCAGCAGGUGAUAUUGAUGGUUGCGCACUUGAAAGGGAAUUGCGUAAAAUUCUAGACAUGUUUAUUGAUGAAUGUGGGUUUUGUUUUUGCAAGUGUAAUGUUCCCAAAAGCCGAUUCUAUGCAAUCUGCCAUAAACUUUACCAUCAUGGGCUGCACACACUAGAUUUCAGGGAACUUGCCUAUAUGCAUAAGCGGAUAUAUGCUGCAGCGGAAAAUAUCCUGCCAGGUUGCCUGUUUAAUAUGAUAGUCAAAGAAAUGACUACUUUUAGUUCCGCCUCCACCAUUCAUGGACAGUACACUUCGACUUCAUUAAAUACUCAAAAUUUACAAAAAUGCUGUAGUUGUAAAACAACAUUGUGUUGCGAUACUAAUGAAGAAAAAUUAUUGCACAAGGUUAUACGUCUGGAAAGUGAUAUUGAGAAUGCGAAGACGUGUCUUAAAAAUCUAAAAAGUAUUCCAUCUCAUCUAUCCAUUCCGAGGUGUCGUUUUAGUUUAGAAGCUUUAUCGGAUAAAUAGAAAACUGGAAAAACACGGGAAC
Drosophila erecta is the source of this 2740-nucleotide messenger RNA. RefSeq lists its product as uncharacterized. The transcript is spliced from 5 exons. NCBI's taxonomy places the organism in Eukaryota, Metazoa, Arthropoda, Insecta, Diptera, Drosophilidae. The record is from RefSeq and is a predicted model, not a curated record.